AUUUUCAAAAUAAAGUGAAUAAUACCUUUAACUAAAUGCUAGCCAUAGGUACAUAGCAUAUGCAUGUGUAAAUGUAUUUACAUACACAAAAGAAAAGUAGUACUUGCCUACAUAUGUGCACCUACAUAUAUUACGUCAUAGUAAGCUGGAACACUGUGGGGGUUAAUCCUAUAUUACGUAUUUUGGUUGGCCAGUUAUGAAAAGUUUAUUUAACUGAUGAUUUUAUGAGAUAAGCAACAUUUUAAACAACGAAUUCUAACCUAUAAUAUCAUUAUAAACAAACAAGUAAAACAUGAUUUAAGUAAUAAAAGACUACAUUUUAAUUGAUAAAAAUUACUAAUACCUUUUUAUUAAAAUAUUAUCAAAAUUUUGGCAGCAUGACAAACUUAUUUUAUGCUUGUCAAUGGAGGAAUCAGAAAAAGUACAAACAUCAGAAUGGAAGAGACCCGAACAAGUAAUGCAGUUGCAUCGAUUAAAACUAAAGAAACGUGCACUUCAAGCACGUAUGAAUAAUACACGCGUUAACAUAGAAAGUGUGCAAUUGGAGUCUACAGAUGUAUUAAAGGAUUGUAAUCUUACAAAUAGUCAAAGUACAUCUCAAAAACGUAAAAAUCCUUUUGCAAAAAAUGAAAUCAACAAGCGGCCAAAUGUAACACCUGAGCUAGAAGCUAGUAAUGAUAAUACAUUAUUUGAACUAUUGAAAUUUGAAUCUCCAAAACAGACACUUGAAAGUUCUACAGUAAAAUCUCCGUUAACAUUCUCUAAUUUACUUUCAAAAAUCGAAACAAGUAAGAACAAUACAGAUAUAGAAAUACCAAAAGGUACAAAAUAUGUUCCAAUAGAUUGGACUUUAAAAACAAAAAUGAGGUUUAUGUCACCAAAAUCAUUUCCAUGGAAUUCUAAAUUAAAAACUAGUGAGGAAGCAUCCGGCACGACUGGUUUUGUGAGGUGUUUAGAUAUUAGUGAAAAAGAUUCAACAUUAGACACUAGUCCAAAUGCAAGGCUUCAUAGGUGUUGUUUAAUAUGGCAACAUCCUUCACUGCCAUGGUUAGAAUUAUUUCCUCGCUCUGCUGGCAAAGUGAGUACCAAUUUAACGAGUAAUUUGACUGCAAUGAGUAACAUGUCUAUGAAAGAUGCUUUAUACAAAGACUGGAGUGAAAGCUUUAGGUCUCUUUUCCACUUACUACGAGCAGGCCAAUGUCCAUAUUUUUACGUUUGUGCAAAUAAUUUUACUGUAUUAUUCCGUGCUGCUGGGAUCUGUGGAAUAUCUGAAGCUCAUGCACUUUUGGCUCCCACUACGCGUGGUUUCCGACAAUCAUUGAAACAAGAAGAAAUAGAAUUUACAAUGCCUUUAAAGAAAGAUUCUAAAAGACGAUCAGAUGUAACUGACUCUGGCUGUGAUUCAUUUGAUAUACCUAUAUCGAAUAAUACCACACAAUCAAAUCAUUCAGAAGAUCAAAGCCACGAUGACGAGGAUGAAACUCAAGAUGAAUGGUUGCAAAGUCUUGGAGUUGAGAAUUCUGAAAUUCGUAAAAUUCAUAGUUCUCAGGCGAGAAUGACAUUAGAAAAGGAAACUGAAAUUGAUAACAUGAAGCAAUCUCUCAUUUUUGUUAAAGGGGUUGAAGCACAAGGCUUGUUCAAUUUUCUAAUUAAUUGUAAAUCAGCCAUUACAACCAUUGGCCCUUUAGCAGGAGUGCCCCCAACGCUUCUAGCUCCUGUAGCUUUCCAUGGUGCCACAUUAAAAUCAAUUAAGGUUAAGGAAAGCAUGGUACGCGUCGACAACGAAAGAUAUUUUUCUUUGGAAUUGAAAGGGCCACUGUUACCGCAUGUGUUACCCUCUCUGUGUUCUUUAAUGAAAUCUAGUCAUUUAGACCAAUAUUCUGCAAGCUGCGCUCAACUAGAGUCAACAUCCUCCUUUUCAGAAGCAAAACGCGGAUUUGAACAAACAGAAACGGAUGACACACUAAAAAUGCCACAAAAUAUUUUUGCUAAAGAAAAUCUUAGCGAUUGUGGAUUUAAUGAUGAAUUAUUGAAGCAUUUUUGCAGUUCUGAUUCAUCACGUAUUCAAAUCUUAGAAAGUAUUAAAUAUUCAAAUAACUUGUAUACAUGGUCUUGACAAAACGUUUCAAGAACUUUGCUUCUUCUAUUUUAAGUAAUGACAAUUGUAAAUUUAUUUAAAAUUGUUUAUUUCGAAGUCAAAACUAUUUACGCAUUAUAUUUUAAUCAUUGAACGAAAAUAAAAAAUACUGAAUUAUAUAA
Messenger RNA from Nomia melanderi (Alkali bee), 2259 nucleotides. RefSeq names its product humpty dumpty (gene hd). Gene Ontology annotation, biological process: nuclear DNA replication. The record is from RefSeq and is a predicted model, not a curated record. NCBI's taxonomy places the organism in Eukaryota, Metazoa, Arthropoda, Insecta, Hymenoptera, Halictidae. Gene Ontology annotation, cellular component: nucleus.